Vicia villosa (hairy vetch) is the source of this 375-nucleotide messenger RNA. RefSeq names its product zinc finger protein GIS2-like. Gene Ontology annotation, molecular function: translation regulator activity; mRNA binding; zinc ion binding. The transcript has 3 exons. The coding region runs from base 1 to 375 and encodes 124 amino acids. Gene Ontology annotation, biological process: positive regulation of cytoplasmic translation. Gene Ontology annotation, cellular component: cytoplasm. NCBI's taxonomy places the organism in Eukaryota, Viridiplantae, Streptophyta, Magnoliopsida, Fabales, Fabaceae. The record is from RefSeq and is a predicted model, not a curated record.
AUGGACAGAGGUAAACUAUAUGGUAGAGGAGAUCCUAAAGCUAGUGAUUGGAGGAAGCCUAGUGGGGGAGACUGCAGUGCUUUUGUCAGGUGCUACAUUUGUGGCGAGAUUGGACAUCGUAAGAAUGAUUGCAAGCUUGACCAGAAGAAGUGUUUCAAGUGUGAUAAAGUGGGCCAUGUUGCAGCUGAUUGUAAGAAGAAGACGGUGUUAUUUCCUGAAGCUGUUAGCGCUGAAGAUCUAAACAUGACUGCUAGACAGGUGAAUGAGGCUAUCGGAGAUGGUGCAACAGUGUUCAUGUUAAUUGCACUGAUGGACUUGAAGGAGAAAGCGCGCUUCGAAAGAGUAUCCAGGAAGAAGGACACUGUAGUGGAUUAA